AAGCAGAGCGGUCUGAAAGGAAUACAUUUGCUGAAAGGCUCUCAGCUGUGGAAGCUAUUGCGAAUGCAAUCUCCGUUGUGUCAAGUAAUGGUCCAGGAAAUCGGGCAGGAUCAUCAAGCAGCAGAAGUUUGAGAUUAAGGGAAAUGAUGAGAAGAUCCUUGAGAGCUGCUGGAUUGGGCAGACAUGAAGCUGGUGCUUCAUCAAGUGAUCACCAGGACCCGGUUUCUCCACCAAUAGCUCCUCCCAGCUGGGUUCCAGAUCCUCCUUCAAUGGAUCCGGAUGGUGACAUUGAUUUUAUCCUGGCCCCCGCUGUGGGAUCUCUUACCACAGCAGCGACUGGCACCGGCCAAGGACCUAGCACCUCCACCAUACCAGGUCCUUCUACUGAACCAUCUGUAGUGGAAUCAAAGGAUCGGAAGGCAAAUGCUCAUUUCAUACUGAAAUUACUGUGCGAUAGUGUUGUUUUACAACCUUAUCUUCGAGAAUUGCUGUCAGCUAAGGAUGCAAGAGGCAUGACACCAUUUAUGUCAGCAGUUAGUGGCCGGGCAUAUCCUGCUGCAAUUACAAUUCUAGAAACUGCACAGAAAAUUGCUAAAGCUGAAGCAACUUCCAGUGAAAAAGAAGAUGAUGUGUUUAUGGGAAUGGUUUGUCCUUCUGGUACAAAUCCAGAUGACUCUCCUUUGUAUGUUUUGUGUUGUAAUGAUACAUGCAGUUUUACGUGGACUGGUGCAGAACAUAUUAACCAAGAUAUAUUUGAAUGCCGAACAUGUGGCCUAUUGGAAUCUCUUUGUUGUUGCACAGAAUGCGCAAGGGUCUGUCACAAGGGACAUGACUGCAAGCUCAAACGAACAUCUCCAACAGCCUACUGUGAUUGCUGGGAAAAGUGCAAGUGUAAAACACUAAUUGCUGGACAAAAGUCUGCUCGCCUUGAUCUCCUUUACCGCUUGCUUACCACCACGAAUCUUGUUACCAUGCCAAACAGCAGGGGAGAACAUCUGCUGCUGUUUUUAGUACAGACAGUUGCCAGACAAACUGUGGAACACUGCCAGUACAGACCACCUAGAAUUAGGGAAGAUCGUAAUCGUAAAACUGCAAAUCCUGAAGAUUCUGAUAUGCCUGAUCAUGAUUUAGAACCUCCUCGUUUUGCCCAGCUUGCUUUGGAACGUGUUUUGCAGGACUGGAAUGCACUGAAGUCCAUGAUCAUGUUUGGCUCCCAGGAAAACAAAGACCCUCUUAGUGCAAGCAGUAGGAUAGGUCAUCUUCUACCUGAAGAACAGGUUUACCUUAAUCAGCAAAGUGGAACUAUUCGCCUGGACUGUUUUACGCACUGCCUUAUUGUCAAGUGUACAGCAGACAUUUUGCUCUUAGAUACUUUGCUGGGUACUCUGGUAAAGGAAUUACAAAACAAGUAUACACCAGGACGCAGAGAAGAAGCGAUUGCUGUCACAAUGAGAUUCCUGCGUUCUGUGGCAAGAGUGUUUGUCAUUCUUAGUGUGGAAAUGGCUUCCUCCAAAAAGAAAAACAAUUUUAUUCCACAGCCAAUUGGUAAAUGUAAACGUGUAUUCCAGGCAUUAUUGCCCUAUGCUGUUGAAGAGUUGUGCAAUGUAGCAGAAUCUCUAAUUAUUCCAGUCAGGAUGGGAAUUGCACGUCCUACAGCACCCUUUACUCUUGCUAGCACUAGUAUAGAUGCCAUGCAGGGAAGUGAAGAACUGUUUUCUGUGGAGCCUCUGCCACCCAGACCAUCAUCUGACCAGUCUAGCAGUUCUAGUCAAUCUCAGUCAUCCUACAUCAUAAGGAAUCCUCAGCAAAGACGAAUCAGCCAGUCACAACCAGUUCGUGGCAGAGAUGAAGAACAAGAUGAUAUUGUUUCAGCAGAUGUGGAAGAGGUUGAGGUGGUUGAGGGGGUAGCUGGUGAAGAAGACCAUCAUGAUGAACAGGAAGAACAUGGUGAAGAAAAUGCUGAAGCAGAAGGACAGCAUGACGAGCAUGAUGAAGAUGGCAGUGAUAUGGAGUUGGAUUUGCUAGCUGCAGCUGAAACAGAAAGUGACAGUGAGAGUAACCACAGUAAUCAGGACAAUGCUAGUGGGCGCAGAAGUGUUGUCACUGCAGCUACUGCUGGGUCAGAAGCAGGCGCUAGCAGUGUUCCAGCAUUUUUUUCUGAAGAUGACUCUCAAUCAAAUGAUUCCAGUGACUCUGAUAGCAGCAGCAGUCAAAGUGAUGACAUAGAGCAGGAGACUUUCAUGCUUGAUGAGCCUCUGGAACGAACCACAAAUAGCUCACAUGCCAAUGGUGCUGCCCAAGCUCCCCGUUCCAUGCAAUGGGCUGUACGUAAUACCCAAAACCAAAGGACUACUAGCACUGCUCCUUCUAGUACGUCAGCCCCAGCAGCACUUGAAGCCAGCAAUGCAAGCAGCUAUUUAACAUCUGCAAGCAGUUUAGCAAGAGCAUACAGUAUUGUUAUUCGGCAGAUAUCUGAUCUGAUGGGUCUGAUUCCCAAGUACAAUCAUUUAGUGUACUCCCAGAUCCCAGCUGCAGUGAAGCUGACUUAUCAAGACGCAGUUAACUUGCAGAAUUACGUAGAAGAAAAGCUUAUUCCUACUUGGAAUUGGAUGGUUAGUAUCAUGGACUCUACUGAAGCUCAGCUGCGUUAUGGUUCUGCGUUAGCAUCUGCUGGUGAUCCUGGGCAUCCAAAUCAUCCUCUGCAUGCUUCUCAGAACUCAGCCAGAAGGGAAAGGAUGACAGCCCGUGAGGAAGCUAGCUUAAGAACACUCGAGGGAAGAAGACGUGCUACAUUACUCAGCGCCCGUCAGGGAAUGAUGUCAGCACGUGGUGAUUUCCUGAACUACGCACUGUCUUUGAUGCGUUCUCACAAUGAUGAGCACUCAGAUGUUCUUCCUGUUCUAGAUGUCUGUUCACUAAAGCAUGUAGCAUAUGUUUUUCAAGCCCUUAUUUAUUGGAUUAAAGCAAUGAAUCAACAGACAACAUUGGAUACUCCUCAGCUGGAACGGAAGAGAACUCGGGAACUUUUGGAACUGGGUCUUGACAAUGAAGAUUCAGAACAUGAAAAUGAUGAUGACACCAAUCAAAGUGCUACACUCAAUGACAAAGAUGAUGACUCCCUCCCAGCAGAGACUGGCCAAAACCAUCCAUUUUUCAGACGAUCAGAUUCUAUGACGUUCCUUGGCUGCAUUCCACCCAAUCCUUUUGAGGUUCCUCUGGCAGAGGCCAUCCCCCUGGCAGACCAGCCCCAUCUAUUACAGCCAAAUGCUCGCAAAGAAGAUCUGUUUGGGCGCCCAAGUCAGGGUCUGUAUUCAUCUUCUGCCAACAGCGGGAAAUGCUUAAUGGAAGUUACAGUGGAUAGAAACUGCCUUGAGGUUCUUCCAACAAAAAUGUCUUAUGCAGCCAACUUAAAAAAUGUUAUGAGCAUGCAAAAUCGGCAAAAGAAGGAAGGGGAGGAACAAAACGUGCCUACGGAAGAAUCUGAGAGUUCAAAGCCAGGGCCUUCAGCUCAUGAUCUUGCAGCACAACUGAAAAGCAGCUUGUUGGCAGAGAUAGGAUUGACAGAAAGUGAAGGGCCACCUCUCACGUCUUUCAGGCCACAGUGUAGCUUCAUGGGGAUGGUUAUAUCUCAUGACAUGUUGCUGGGACGUUGGCGCCUUUCUUUAGAGUUGUUCGGUAGAGUAUUCAUGGAAGAUGUUGGAGCAGAGCCUGGAUCGAUCUUGACUGAAUUAGGUGGCUUUGAAGUAAAGGAAUCAAAAUUCCGCAGGGAGAUGGAAAAACUUAGAAACCAGCAAUCCAGGGAUUUAACGUUGGAGGUUGAUCGAGACAGAGAUCUUCUAAUUCAGCAGACCAUGAGGCAGCUCAACAAUCAUUUUGGUCGCAGGUGUGCUACCACUCCGAUGGCUGUACACAGAGUAAAAGUUACUUUUAAGGAUGAGCCAGGAGAAGGCAGCGGUGUAGCACGAAGCUUUUAUACUGCUAUUGCACAAGCUUUUCUGUCAAAUGAGAAACUGCCAAAUCUAGAUUGUAUUCAGAAUGCCAACAAGGGUACCCAUACAAGUCUGAUGCAGAGAUUGCGAAAUAGGGGAGAGAGAGAUCGGGAAAGGGAGCGAGAGAGAGAAAUGCGGAGAAGUAGUGGCUUACGAGCUGGUUCUCGGAGAGAUAGGGAUAGGGACUUUAGAAGACAACUUUCCAUUGACACACGGCCUUUUAGACCGGCAUCAGAAGGAAACCCUAGUGAUGACCCUGACCCUCUUCCAGCACACAGACAAGCCCUUGGAGAAAGGCUCUACCCUCGAGUGCAAGCAAUGCAACCAGCAUUUGCAAGUAAAAUCACAGGAAUGUUGCUGGAAUUGUCCCCUGCUCAGCUGCUUCUGUUACUAGCUAGUGAAGAUUCCCUUAGAGCAAGAGUUGAUGAAGCAAUGGAACUCAUUAUUGCACAUGGCCGGGAGAAUGGUGCUGACAGUAUAUUGGAUCUUGGAUUGCUAGACUCUUCAGAUAAAGUGCAGGAAAAUAGAAAGCGACAUGGUUCCAGCCGCAGUGUAGUAGAUAUGGAAUUAGAUGAUACAGAUGAUGGGGAUGAUAAUGCACCACUUUUCUACCAACCUGGAAAACGAGGCUUUUAUACACCAAGACCUGGUAAAAACACAGAAGCGAGGCUGAAUUGUUUCAGAAACAUUGGCAGAAUCCUAGGAUUGUGCUUGUUGCAGAAUGAACUAUGUCCCAUCACGUUAAAUAGACAUGUAAUCAAAGUUCUUCUUGGCAGAAAGGUGAACUGGCAUGACUUUGCUUUUUUCGAUCCAGUUAUGUAUGAAAGUCUUCGGCAACUUAUCCUCGCUUCCCAGAGCACAGAUGCUGAUGCAGUGUUUGCAGCAAUGGACUUAGCCUUUGCAAUAGACCUCUGUAAGGAGGAGGGUGGAGGGCAGGUUGAACUUAUUUCCAAUGGUGUAAAUAUACCAGUCACUCCUCAGAAUGUAUAUGAGUAUGUCCGGAAAUAUGCAGAACACCGAAUGCUGGUAGUAGCGGAACAGCCUCUACAUGCAAUGAGGAAAGGUCUCCUGGAUGUACUUCCAAAGAAUUCAUUAGAAGAUUUGACAGCAGAAGAUUUCAGACUUUUGGUAAAUGGCUGUGGUGAAGUAAAUGUGCAAAUGCUCAUCAGCUUUACCUCUUUCAAUGAUGAGUCAGGAGAAAAUGCUGAGAAGCUUUUGCAAUUCAAGCGUUGGUUUUGGUCCAUAGUUGAGAAGAUGAGUAUGACAGAAAGACAAGAUCUAGUUUACUUUUGGACCUCAAGUCCAUCAUUGCCUGCCAGUGAGGAGGGAUUCCAGCCUAUGCCAUCAAUCACAAUAAGACCACCAGAUGACCAACAUCUUCCUACAGCAAACACUUGCAUUUCUCGCCUUUAUGUCCCACUCUAUUCCUCUAAGCAGAUUUUGAAACAGAAAUUGUUACUCGCCAUUAAGACCAAGAAUUUUGGUUUUGUGUAGAGUAUAAAAAGUGUGUAUUGCUGUGUAAUAUUACUAGCUAAGUUUUGUAGAUUUUUCCAUUUGUCUAUAAAAGUUUAUGAAAGUUAACGCUGUCAUACCCCUGGUGGUACUUUAAAGAUUUAAAUGCAAACAUUCCUCUACUAAAUUUGUAACGUAAAGGCCUAAGGAGCACUGGCAAUAUCUGAUUGCAAGAGUUUGCUAGUCAAUAACUCCUUUGCCUAACCCCAGCCAAAGAUGACAGCAGAACAAUAUAAUUUACACUGUGAUUUAUCUUUUUGCUGAGGGAAAAUAUGUAAAAUGUUCUGAAAAUUCACUGCUGCCUUUGUGGAAAGUGUUUCAGCAAAGGUUCUUGUAUAGAGGGAGUAGGGAAUUUCUAAAUAAAAAAUUAAGUAUGUUCUGUGUUUUAUUUUAACUUUUUUUAUGGUGUUUUAAUUUGUGGUUGGCUGCAGUUGUGUAUCAUGUAUAUUGAACUUGUAAAAAGUUCCUGACAGCUCAGAUCCCAAAGUCGGGAUCAUUCACUUAUGAAACCACUUUCACUGCAAUUUUUGUUCUGAUUGCAUUGAACUCUGGUGCAUCAGAUACCAUCACUAAUAUUUUGCAUGUAAUCUGUACCUUUAGUGGGUUGGGGUUUUUUUUUGUUUUUUUUUUUUGUACAUAUGAUGAGGCCAAUGCACAGUAUUUCAUAGUUCACGAUCAACAUUUUUGUAUCCCUGUUUCAGUGAACAGACAGUCAGGAGAUUGUUCCACUACCAGUUCUAACCCGACACUUGUACUACGUUAUCUAACUAUGUAAACUCAGCCUGGGCACUUUCUGGUAACUGUAAAAUGUUUAUAAGAUCAUGAUUAUUGAAGAUACAUUUUGGAAAACUUUAAUGUUCGUGAGCAGCUUAACUUCUUUUGUAUCUAGCCUUUUUUUAAGUAUCUUGUUACAGUUUUUUAAUAAAGAAAUUACAGACAAAAUACCAA
Molecule: messenger RNA, 6449 nt
Organism: Pelecanus crispus (Dalmatian pelican)
Lineage: Eukaryota; Metazoa; Chordata; Aves; Pelecaniformes; Pelecanidae
Source: RefSeq, a predicted model, not a curated record